Molecule: messenger RNA, 807 nt
Organism: Suillus plorans
Lineage: Eukaryota; Fungi; Basidiomycota; Agaricomycetes; Boletales; Suillaceae
Product: Fcf1-domain-containing protein
Exons: 6
Coding region: 1-807 (268 amino acids)
Cellular component (GO): nucleolus; small-subunit processome
Molecular function (GO): small ribosomal subunit rRNA binding
Source: RefSeq, a predicted model, not a curated record
AUGCGUCAAAAGCGGGCCAAGACAUACCGCAAACUAAUGCAUCUGUAUUCCAUGUCUUUUGGAUUCAGACAGCCUUAUCAGAUUCUCGUGGACUCGGAAAUGUGCCAAAUAGCUAUAGAUGCAAAGCUGGAUCUCAUCAAACAGUUUUCUACCGUGCUCCAGGGAAAUGUGAAACCAAUGAUCACGCAAUGCUGUAUGCACGAGUUGUAUCUCCAAGGAAAAGCGCAGCAAUCUGCCGUUGACCUCGCAAAGACGUUCGAACGCCGCAAAUGCAACCAUCGAGAGGCUAUCCCCGGAGACGAAUGCCUCUCGAGCGUAGUAGGGGAUACCAACAAGCACCGGUAUGUGGUCGCUACGCAAUCGCAAUCCCUACGCAAUGGACUGCGCAUCAUACCUGCGGUACCUGUAAUUCAUAUAAAUCGCGCGGUCAUGGUACUCGAGCCACCGAGCGAAGCUACGCUGAAAGCCAAGGAACUGACUGAGGAACAAUCGCUUCGCCCGUCUGCCCCAGAGCUUGCGACCGUACCCCAGGAUAAACCAGUACCAAAGAAAAGGAAGGGCCCAAAGGGGCCCAAUCCUCUGAGCGUCAAGAAGAAAAAGAAUUCAAAUGCAGAAACCUCUACCCGACCUUCGCAAAACACCAAGGCCGAGUUGUUAGAUACUUCCUUGAGCACUCAAUUGCCAGGGCAGAAACGGAAACGUGAUUCUCAUGAUGAUAAGUGUGAAGAACAAACCCAAAACAUUGCCUCAACCAGGACGAGGAAGAGGCGUAGAAAGGCCCGUGCCGUUUCACCAUCUUCACCGUAG